AUGGCUGAGCGUGAUGGUGACACCGCAGUGAGCACCGGGCUCGAUGCCACUCGAGGCAUGCAUCUCUCGAAGCAACUGCCCUACCCAAUAUGGUCUGAUCAGGCCCUGGGCGGCAUCUCCAUCAUGGAUCUUCCUAUGACGGAGCUGGGCAAUACCAACACUCUUCUCAAACACUUCGUGGAUGUGAUCACGAAUGUGCCGCCCCCCGACAAAAACACCAUUGAGUCCUUGAUUAAUGCUGGCAAAUGGAAUGAGCUUCCUCCGCCUUUCUGUCCCAAGCAGAAGCUGGACGUCAAGCUUGUCCUUCAAUUUGCCGUGCUCCCACUCACAAACGGGAAUGUCUGCAUAGUGAAGCAUGUUCAGUCACCUGAUCUCAAGCUGACAAAGUCUGUCGUGGACACCCUCUGCCACGGCACGCCCCAUGUGCUGAAUUGGCAUGGUCGCAACGCUUACGAUUUCAAGAAAGCAUGGCAAUGGUUCUUUGAACAGCUGGGAGGGUGGCAGUGUCGCUGCUACUCCCUUUCUGCAGUUGUUCCCCAUCAAGAAAAGGCUUCCAAACAAGGCUACUAUCUCUCUACCCUCUCGGAGGAGGAUGUGGACAAGGGCUUUGCCUUCAUCGAACAAGAAGCCGGCAACCUCGCAAGUGAGUGGAAGCGAGUGCAGUGGAUCACUAAAAACCUCCACGUGAACCAGGACUCGCCUAUUUUUCAGUGGCCCAUCUCCACGGUCGAGAAGUCCAUUCGUGCCAUCCAAACCGAUGGUGUCCUCGCACUUCCCGUAGAAAACUUCUUCUUCACCCUGGCAGACUUGGACUACCAGAUUUUGAAAUUUGGCGUCAACCCCAUUCUCAAAACCAUGACCACACAUGCCGUGGGGGUAGUUGGAGGUCCGGGAAGUGGAAAAACGCCACUCGCCAGAAUCAUAGCCCUGUGUGCCUCUCGUUUUUGGAAACGUGAACAAGGCAUCACAUCUCCACCUUCGUAUCGCGAGGCCUCCGAGUUCGACUUUUUCCGGGGUCACCCAGGUCGCAAAGACCGUCCUGACAUUCAUGAUGAUGGGCGGCUUGCUGAGGAACCCAUCAGAAAAAUGAAAGGUUUCACCGACGUUGGUUGUACUAUGUUGACCAAAGAGCGGUGGGGCGCGGCUAAGUUCGUCCAAGGGCAAAUGAGAGUCUUUGUCUGCAACGACUACGACUCCACUGAAUGGAUUGAGAAGCAUCAAAACAUUCGGGCCGGCACGGUUCUGCAGAUGCCCCAUGAGCAAUUCCUCGAAGUCGUUUCCCCAGUCUUUCCUAAGGAUACCAAGCUACCACACAUCAUGGCAGUCUUGAAGCGUGCCAAUGUCUUGGUCAACGCGGGAAACCUGGUGAUCUUCAGACGUGCCAGUCAGGAAGAGAACCGGGUCCCUUGUCUUGUCUUGCAAACUCCCGUGGACUACCUGAAAACAGAGGCACAGCAGAGGUACAUGCUGUAUCGCGAGAACAAGCUUGUCAAACCAGCUUCCUUCGAAGAUGACGUCGCUUGGGAGGCCCGCUAUCUGGACGCAGUCCUUCAUGACAAGGUCCUUCCACUCCCCAACCCGACUAUCAUCAAUGAUGCCCAGCAUCGUCUCUUUCAUGAUGAACCUCGCCCACCUGCUCACAGAGACAUAGAAGCCGCGGCUCCUUCCUCACUGCCUGCAGUGCCCUCGGUUCCCAAAGCGGUUGCCGUCAAGAAAGAGUCUGUGACUUUCCGAAGGGCUCUUUCCAGUUUGCAGGGACAUGUCAUCGAUCUUGACUCGCCUCCAAAGAAGGCCUUGCGUGCCGGAUAUGCAGACGUGAAGACUGAGAUCUCGGAUGCUGCAAAUGAGCCUGCCAGCCCAACAUCUUUGAUGGCUGCACCCGUCCCCCCCUCGAAGCCUUCCUCACCGGGCUCGAUGGCUGCACCCAUCUCUCCCUUGAAGCCUCCCUCGCAAGGCUCGUCUAUGGACAUUCAUGACCCAAUGGAUGACCUCUCACAUGAAGAAGGCCUCGAAAAUCUCUCCCAGGAGCUGGCCGAUAUCAUCGACCAACAGGAGACCGACUGA
Molecule: messenger RNA, 2064 nt
Organism: Symbiodinium natans
Lineage: Eukaryota; Dinophyceae; Suessiales; Symbiodiniaceae
Source: the annotation of a GenBank genome assembly